UAUAAAUAAAUAAAAACCUUUCAUCUUCCCAAUCUAUCAGUCUCGCUGCCCUUUUCUCUCUGUUUGUCACUCAAUCCCUUUCUUCGUUUUCACGCUUACACUCUCUCUCUUUAAAGAUCACCCCCACCUUCUUCAGCCUCAAACUAGUCACUUUCCAGAUGGCAGCGCAAGAAGGAAAUGCAGAUCCAAGUGCCCAAGUUGUCGGCAAUGCUUUUGUGGAUCAGUAUUACCAUAUUCUUCACCAAUCCCCAGGAUUGGUGCACAGAUUUUACCUUGAUUCUAGUUUGCUAAGCCGUCCAGAUGCUGAAGGUGUUAUGACAACAGUGACAACUAUGCAAGCAAUCAAUGACAAGAUUCUGUCCUUGAAUUAUGAAGAUUGCAUUGCAGAAAUAAAAACAGCUGAUGCACAGGAUUCAUAUGAGAAAGGGGUGAUUGUUCUAGUUACUGGAUGUUUAACUGGAAAGGACAAUGUGAGAAAGAAAUUCACUCAAACAUUCUUUCUAGCUCCACAAGACAAAGGCUACUUUGUCUUGAAUGAUGUUUUUAGAUUUGUUGAGGAGAGUGAAUCAUUGCAAAUGAAUUCUGACUCAAAUAAUAGCAUUAAUGAAAAUGCUGUAACAGCCAAUGUGACAGAGGCACCAGAGCCUGUGCAUGAUCACGACAAUGUUCCUGUGGAUCGGGCUGUUGCCAUUGAAGGAGAAGAUAUUGAUAAUGGUGCAGAAGUCUAUGAUCCAUCUGAUAAGGAGGAAUGGUCAGUGAUUGCAGAAGAGGUUGUUGAACCUCCAGUUAAUUCUGUUCAGAGUGAGAUUCAUACAGUUGAAGAUUCAGCACCUGUGACUGAGGAGGAUCUUCCUCAGAAGAAAUCCUAUGCUUCAAUUUUGAAAGUUGCGAAAGGUAAUACAAUAUCCAGUAGAGUGUAUGUUCCUAUCAAUAAUGUGAAGCCACCACCUGCAAAUACUGAUCAGCAGUCAGUUAGUUUGGCAAAACCUUCUCCUGCUCCGGAAACUUCAGCUCCUAUUAUUGACAGUGCUCCUGACAGUAGCAGGGCGAAUGAGGAAGCUGAAGGUUGCUCAAUAUAUGUACGGAAUUUAUCUUUUAGUGCAACACCUGCACAGCUUGAGGAGGCAUUUAAGAAAUUUGGCCCUAUUAAGAAAGAUGGCAUCCAAGUCAGAAGCAGUAAGCAAGGAUAUUGUUUUGGCUUUGUUGCAUUUGAGAUGCCGAGUUCAGUGCAGAGUGCACUCGAGGCUUCACCUAUAACAAUUGGGGAUCGUCAAGCAGAUGUCGAGGCAAAGAGAGCAAACUCUCGAGGUGGUGGCGGCAGUGGAAGAGGUAGGUUUCCUUCAGGAAGAUUUGGGUUCCGCAAUGAUAGUUUCAAGGGUCGCGGUAACUUUGGUGGAGGCCGCGGUUAUGGCAGAAAUGAGUUCAGAAACCAGGGUGAAGGUAGGAACGAAUAUAGAGGUCAGGGUGAAUUUUCGGCGCGACCAAAGGGUUCAAGUGGACGCAACGGGGAAGGGCGGGUAAAUCAGAAUGGAAAUCGAAGGGGUGGACAGGGUUCUGUUCCAGCUUGAAACAGACCAAAAGAUCUUUUUUGACAAUACAAAAUGAGGGGUUUAUUAGAUUCUAGAAAUUCUUAUUCUUAUUUUUAUAGUUGCAAGGAUUCUUGCGGUUACUAUUUUUUCUUGAGGAACUUCAUAAAAAAGCUUGCAUAACAUGGAAGGUUGUUUUGGUGCAAUCAUGUAUUCUUUCCAUGAAAUCUUCUGUACUUUCAUUUUUGAAACCUUUAAUUUAAUUAAUCCAAGCUGAUUUUGUUGGUGUUUUA
Messenger RNA from Mangifera indica (mango), 1819 nucleotides. Its product is annotated as nuclear transport factor 2-like. The transcript has 9 exons. Gene Ontology annotation, molecular function: mRNA binding. Gene Ontology annotation, cellular component: ribonucleoprotein complex; cytosol. Lineage: Eukaryota; Viridiplantae; Streptophyta; Magnoliopsida; Sapindales; Anacardiaceae. The record is from RefSeq and is a predicted model, not a curated record. The coding region runs from base 159 to 1568 and encodes 469 amino acids.